UACAUUCACGUGUGUACUGCCAUAGAUAUCAGCAUUAUCGACUCCCCUCGGGCUCUCUACGUUACCAGAGAGAGGUGCGCAGCAGACGAAAAGGGAUUGUGCAACGCGAUUGAUUCAACGAAAAAGCGCGCCCGUAUCGGCAGAUGACGCAUACCAAGGACAGAUAAGAAUGGCACGACCGAUUUCGUCAUCACGUCAGCACGUGUUCCGUCAACGUUGGCGGGGGCACUCGGCUGCGGUCAGUCGUCCGCGUCAGUCCGCGUCACGUCGCGAGCGAGAAAGCCGGAGAGAGCUGCGCGGGAUCCCCAGAUGCAACGGUCAGUCACAUCCGGCGACGCAUACGGCCGCAGCCUAUCAAAGUUGAAGCAAGCAGCAACGAACCACGAUUCUCCAAGGACUGCCGCUCGGUGCGCGACUCCGGUGCCCCUAAAUCUAUUCCUCGUAACGCGACGGAAGCCAAGGCACUGAAAAUGCGCAUCAUAUUUGUAAAAUUCCGCGAGAUCUCGCAAAAGUACCCAAUUGUACGAGGCAUGGCGUCCUACUUAAUGAUAUGGCCAGCCGCAAACCUGUUGCAACAGAAGAUAAAAGGCAACGAAGAGUUUAACUACGGGGAGGCUGUGCGAUUCAGUCUGUAUGGUAGUCUUUAUGUAGCGCCCACGUUGUACUGCUGGCUGAAAUGCGCGUCUCACUUCUGGCCGAAAGCGGAUUUGAAGUCUGCGAUCACUAAGGCUCUGGUUGAACAAGUUACGUACAGUCCCGCAGCUAUGUGUUCCUUCUUCUUUGGCAUGAGCCUUCUUGAAUUAAAGCCAGUUUCGGAAUGCAUCGACGAGGUCAAAAUUAAGUUUUGGCCAACAUACAAGAUUGCCAUUUGUGUAUGGCCAAUUCUACAAACCAUCAAUUUCAUUCUAAUCCCAGAGCGAAAUCGCGUUGUAUACGUGAGCGUGUGCAGUUUGGUCUGGACGUGUUUCCUUGCAUACAUGAAAUCCCUCGAAACUAAGCAGAAGCAAAUGGAGCUGGUAAAUAAUGUUAAUCCCAAGAUGAUAUCGGAGACUAAAGCGCAAACCAACGAGAAAGCCAGUCAUAUGCAAAUUUCUUUAUUACGAUGAAAGUUUUAGGAAAUUAACUUGUU
Solenopsis invicta (red fire ant) is the source of this 1129-nucleotide messenger RNA. RefSeq names its product mpv17-like protein. The coding region runs from base 471 to 1106 and encodes 211 amino acids. NCBI's taxonomy places the organism in Eukaryota, Metazoa, Arthropoda, Insecta, Hymenoptera, Formicidae. Gene Ontology annotation, cellular component: cytoplasm; membrane. The transcript has 4 exons. The record is from RefSeq and is a predicted model, not a curated record.